AUGGGUGGACGCAGGACGGGCGGUGACAGUCACCUCGGCUCGCAAUCUCCCCUCAAUUCACACCGAACUUUCACUGCACCUUGUCGACGUGCGUCGCGCGUCCCCCGUCUCCGCGCCUUAUCCCCGCGCUUAUCUGCGUGCUUUACUAUGGCGGAUCUCGCCGAACGCCUGACCGCGUUGGCCAAGACGGCGAAUGCGCAGGGUGCCACUGACGGAGCCGCUGCCCUCUUCGACGCUGCGCACGCCAUCGGCGGCAAGGUCCACGCAAGAAUUUCCGCGGCAAACAUGCGCCUGAAGCUCCAACAGCCUGAGCGUGCAUGCGAUGAGUUCGACGCGAUGCUUUCGCAGAGCCCGCCUCUUGACCCGAAGACGCGCGCUUUGGUGCUGCGAAAGAGAGGGGAUGCGCUGGUGAUGAUCGAGUCUGGGUCGGCGUCCGAGGUGGUGUCUGCACCGCUUCGCAUUGACCCUUCCAUUGCUGCUGCGACAGCCGCCGAGCUUAAGAGCCUCGGGUCGAGUUUGAACGCUGACGGCCAAAGUUCCAUCGCAGCCUGCGCGUACAGCGCUGCCUUUGCGCUAACCCCGAAGCGAGAGCUUCGCAUCUCGGCAGCCAACAUGACCCUCAAGACCGGCGGCGCAGCGAACGCUCGGAUUGCGGCCAACGAGUACGACGCCAUCUGCACCGAGGCGGCCAGCUCUGGUCCACCCCUCUCCGACUCGCAUCGCGCGCUGAUUCACCGCAAGCGCGAGGCGGCCAGCACCAUUCUUGCCGCGUCCGACGCGACCACAGCAGCCCCCUCACGAUCGCUCAAGUCUGCAGCCCAGAGCCAAAAGGAAGAGGCAAAAGAGGAGGCAGCAGCGCCCGAGCCGCUGGACCUGGACAACCAGGAGGACCCUACGGCGCGCGCGCUGGUGCAGGCGGAGGCGGUUGAGGGCUCGGAAGCAGCUUCAGACGAGGCGGAUAGCGUCUUCGAGGCAGACGUGGAGGAGGCCGAGCUGGCGGACGAGGUGGAGGCUGUGGCGCCAGCGGAGGCGGCGAGAGCGGCUGAGGAGGCGGCGGCGGAGGUGGAGCGUACGGAGGCGGAGAAGGCAGCGAGGGCGGCGGAGGAGGAGGCAGCUGAGACGGCGCGUAUUGAGGCGGCGGAGGCGGCGGCGGUGAUGGCGGCGGAGGCGGAGGCAGCGGAGAUGGCGCGCAUUGAGGUGGAGGAGGAGGCAGCGAGGGCGGCGGAGGAGGAGGCAGCGAGGGACCAAGCAGCGAGGGCGGCGGAGGAGGAGGCAGCGCGGGCGGUGGCGGAGGAGGCGGCGGCAGCGGCGGCGGCAGAGGCGGAACGUGUCGAGGCGGAGGAUGAGGCGGUGAGGGAGGCGGAGGCGGCGGUCGUAGAGGCGGCGGAGGCAGCGCGCCCUGCGGCCGAGGCGGAGGCAGCGAGAGUGGUGGAUGAGGCGGCGGCGGCGAGGACAGUUGGAGAGCCAGAGUGGGGAGAUUGGCUUACUCAGGCACAACAGGACCUGCACGCAAUCUACCCGGACCGCGAGCAUGCGAAGGCGGCGGCAGAGACGACACCGCAGACGGUGCCGCGUCAAUCCCGCUCUAGCAGCGCGUCAAGCGCGGUGGCGUCCACCGCGCCGGUCAAUGUCGUGUCCAGUCUCAAGAUCAUCGUGGUCGGCGACUCCGGCGUCGGCAAGUCGGCGCUCGUGCGCAGGUUUGCCAAGGAUGUGUUCGACGACGCCCACGGACCCACGAUCGGCCUCGACGUCGAGUCCGCCACGGUCGAUCUCGGGCAGGCGGGGGGUGAGAUCAAGCUCGACCUCUGGGACAGCGCGGGGCAGGAGCGCUUCGCACCGCUGCUCAAGAGCUACUAUCGUGGAGCAGGGGGUGUCAUCUACGUCUUUGACUUGACGUCGGCAGUGUCACUCCAGCGGAUUGAGGACUACUGGACGGGGCAGGUUGCCUCCAAUCGUGCCGACGAAGCGACUGCGCUGCUUGUGGGGUCCAAGGCCGACGCCUCGCCGGCCCCGGGCUUGAGCGACAAGGCGCGAGGCCUCGCCGACCGGCUCGGCCUGCCGUACAUCGAGGUGUCGUCAAAGACGGGCGAGCACGUGUCUGACGCCUUCCAUCUCCUCGCCAUGGCGAUGCUGAACAAGCGGCUCGAGGAGGAUCCCCGCAACCCUCGAGCCAUGACGGUCAGCAACAAGAGUGGCCAGAACGCUAGUCCGGACACGCGCGGCACGGUCAGCCUUGCCGCCCCGCUUGAUAGCAGCGCAAAGCCGGGCAAAAAGGGGAGCUGCGCCUGCGGCUAG
Emiliania huxleyi CCMP1516 is the source of this 2295-nucleotide messenger RNA. Its product is annotated as rab family GTPase. The record is from RefSeq and is a predicted model, not a curated record. The transcript has a single exon. Lineage: Eukaryota; Haptophyta; Isochrysidales; Noelaerhabdaceae. Gene Ontology annotation, molecular function: GTPase activity; protein binding; GTP binding. Bases 1 to 2295 code for a protein of 764 amino acids.